UAUUAUUUCUUGUAAUGGUUUUUAAUUUUAUUAGGUAUGUAGUUAUAAUGGCUCAUUUGAAUGGUAUUAUACUAAUACAUGCUUUGAAUCACCUUCAAUUAAUCUCAUAACAAAUAACACGAUGAUUUCUGUUCAUCAGUAAUGUCUCGAAGUCAGGAUGUACUAGGCAUUUUAAAAGCUUUCCAACUAAUAGCAGAGGCGGGCAUUGAGUUACAGAAGCGCAAUUCGAAAGUUAUAUGGCAAAAUUCCAGUUUUCGUUCAUUGUUGGAAGAAUGCAUAAAAGGUGAAAAUUUAAAAAAAAAUCCUGAUCUCAAUUUAAAAAAAAUAUCAGAGUCGACCUAUGAAGGUGUAGACAGACUUUGUGCAGUCGCACAUGGCAUUAAGGUUUAUUCCACUUUGGAUAUUGCACAAACUGACAGGAAAAGUAGUAGUUCUGAAAAAUUGGAAAAUAUCAACACAACUAAAGCAUAUGUUCCUAAAAGUACAAUAAAUAAUACAAUUGGUAUCAAUUUGGAUAUCAAGUUAAGUGAAAGUGAAAAAGAAUUACUGAGAAAAUUGGAUAUGGAGCACAGAGCAAAAUUGGUGCGCGAGAAAGACAGAGAUGAUCUGGAUGAUGCUGAGUUACAGUCAAUAAGUGAACAACAAAAAGUCACUGCCUCCCCUAAUCCAAAGUCAAAAUUAAAGCUGUCAGAAAACGCCAAGCAAAGAAAAGUUCCAUCCUCAAGGAUUGGGAGAAUGGUCUCAUUUGGUACUUUGGCUGCUGGGUUAGGGCUUGGUACUGCUAGUGAAUAUGCCAAAAGAACUUUGGGAAUUUCCCAAACAGAUGAUCCUGCCACCCUAUUUUUAACCAAAGCGAAUUUGGAGAGAAUUGUUGAUACUUUAUGCAAAGUUAGAGGUGCUGCAUUGAAACUAGGUCAGAUACUAAGUAUCCAGGAUGAUUCAGUGGUACAUCCGGAGUUGGCGAAAGCACUGGAACGUGUUAGAAAAUCAGCAGAUUUUAUGCCAGAUUGGCAGGUUGAGCAGGUGAUGAGUGGCGAACUCGGUCCGAACUGGCGUGAGAGUUUCGCUGAAUUCGAUAACCGCCCCUUUGCUGCCGCCUCAAUUGGUCAAGUACAUUGGGGAAAGACCAAGGAUGGUCAAGAGGUGGCUGUAAAGAUACAAUACCCUGGAGUGGCAAAAGGAAUUGAGAGCGAUAUUGAGAACUUGGCAACAAUCAUGAAAAUGUGGAAUGUAUUUCCAAAGGGGAUGUUUUUGGAAAACUUGAUGGCCGUGGCUAAGAGGGAACUUGCUUGGGAAGUCGAUUAUGUGAGGGAGGCCGAAUGCACAAAGAAGUUCCAAGGGAUUUUGAAACCCUUCCACGAAUAUCGUGUGCCGAAUGUAAUAGAUCAAUUGUCCACCAAGCAAGUUUUUACAACAGAACUUAUGGACGGCGUACCAGUAGAUCAGUGUUUCGACAUGGAACUCGAACAUCGUGAAUUCAUUGGAAAUAAAAUAAUGGAGCUCUGUUUAAGAGAAAUUAUGCAAUUUAGAUACAUGCAAACUGACCCAAACUGGGCAAAUUUCUUAUACAAUCCGACCAAAAAACAAAUAUUGCUAUUGGAUUUUGGUGCUAGCAGAGAGUACUCCAAAGAGUUUAUGGACAAAUACGUGCAAAUAUUGAAAGCUGCGUGCGACGGAGAUCACAAUGCUGUCUUAAAUGUUUCCAGGGAGCUGGGAUUCCUAACUGGAUAUGAAAGUCCUAUCAUGGAAACAGCCCACGUAGACGCAGUAAUGAUAUUAGGCGAGGUGUUUAGAUGUCCGGGAAAGUAUGACUUUGCGAACCAGGAUAUGACCGCUCGAAUAACGACUUUGAGUCAGACUAUGUUGAAUCAUAGAUUAUGUCCACCACCAGAAGAAGUAUAUUCUUUACACAGAAAACUCUCAGGGGUGUUUUUGUUGUGUACUAAAUUACAAAUUCAAAUUGAGUGCAAGUCAAUAUUUUUGAAGUUGUAUGACAACUAUGUGAAUACUAUUCAAUAAGUUUUUAACUAAUGGAUUUUAACUAUAUUUAUAUACGUUGUUAAUAAAACUAAUAUUGUUAAUGA
Messenger RNA from Aethina tumida (small hive beetle), 2084 nucleotides. RefSeq names its product atypical kinase COQ8B, mitochondrial (gene Coq8). Bases 142 to 2019 code for a protein of 625 amino acids. Gene Ontology annotation, molecular function: kinase activity. Gene Ontology annotation, biological process: ubiquinone biosynthetic process. Gene Ontology annotation, cellular component: extrinsic component of mitochondrial inner membrane. NCBI's taxonomy places the organism in Eukaryota, Metazoa, Arthropoda, Insecta, Coleoptera, Nitidulidae. The transcript has 7 exons. The record is from RefSeq and is a predicted model, not a curated record.